GCAGCACCAGUUCUACUACCUCUUCGGGUUCCUCGCGCUGGUGCUGUGCAUCCUGAUGGUCACAUGCGCCGAGAUCUCCAUAGCGCUGACGUACUUCCAGCUGACCUCAGAGGACUACCGCUGGUGGUGGCGGGCCUUCCUGUCGAGCUCCUCGUCCGGCCUCUACGUCUUCCU
Molecule: messenger RNA, 174 nt
Organism: Prorocentrum cordatum
Lineage: Eukaryota; Dinophyceae; Prorocentrales; Prorocentraceae
Source: the annotation of a GenBank genome assembly